AGACACGUGUCGCACACAUGUGAUUUGCCUUUUUUUCUUUCUUUUUUUCAUUUUUCUCUUUCGUCUUCUUUUUCGUGCCUCGUCUUCUCUGUCUCUAAUUGUCGCCGUGGUUUCUCCGCUUCCACCGUCGUCAUCCAUCUUCACUGUGUUCUCUGUGGCAUUCAUCUCCCGUCUCCCUACUCGGUUGUAUAAUAGCUUUUGAGAGAAGGAAAUGGAGAAGUUGGAAGAUCUGAAAAUCAUGGCGGAGCAGUGGUGGAAUCAAGGAAUUGAGUAUCUUCAGAAGAUACCACCAACUCAGCUCUAUACCUCCAUUGGUGUUCUCUUGUACACAACCAUUUUGCUCCUCCUAUACAGCUCAUGUGGAGUAUGAGACUGCUAAGUGUAACUAUGCUAAGCCAAAGCCACAAACUAUGCUAAGCCAAAGCCACAAACUUUACAAGAACAGAAAACUACCACCUGCCUACUUGUUAGUGCCAUCAUCAUGGACCAUGGUAAAAUCUCAUGACUCGACAAUUCAUUGUUCUGUACACUAUCAUUACACUACACACAUUCGAACUGAAACUAGUUUUGCGGUGGACAUUUCUCUGUCGUAGGCUAGUUAGGCGAUGAUAAUCAAUGAAACUCCUCUUUCUCUAUAUAAAAUCAUCUACACUACACUUCUCAUUCUCUAUAUAAAAUCAUCUACACUCCUCCUUCUCUACAUUUUCAUCACAAAAUUUAAAUUUUAAUAAAACAAUGUUUAAUUUUUUUUUAAGAAUCCUUAAUUAAAAAACUUCCAAUGGAGCACAAAAUCUAUGGGGUUUUUAACUAAAUUUCUUAACUAACUUUUAUUAUUAAACAAGUUAUUAAGAAACCCAAAUGGGGUUAUAGAGAUAACCAUGCUCUAAGGAUAUAUUACUAACACUGCUACUAAAGGAUGCAUAUAGUCAUAUAGAUGAGCUCAUCCUCUUUGCACUCUCGAAUCUCAAUUUCCAUUACUUUUCACCACAGCUCGAAGUAGCUGGAUAUAGGCUGACAACAAGAUGGCAUAAAUGGAAUAAGCAAAGUUAACUGACGAUGAUUAGUUUGGAGAGACAUUGUUGAGUCACGUUAAACUUGUGUGUUGCUUUGUUCAAAUAUAGAUGGGAAUGGGGUUAAAUAAAAGUUGUGCGUUUUGACGAGCGAGGUACAGUAAAAAGACGAUAAAACUGGAAGUCUGUAACAUAUCUUUCCAGAACAUGAAUAAAGUUAUUACACGAAAACAACGAAGGAGGAGCUGCUAUAAACUGCUCCGCACAUUGAUUCCUCUCUCUAUGUAUCUGUAAAAAAAAAAAAAAAAACUAUUCAACAAAACAAUACCCAGUAGUUAUUAUCCAGCACUUGGGUUUUAAACAUCAGAGACUUCUGUGCACCACCGCCUGCCUCCAUCAAAGUUUCAUUUUUCUUCUUUCUUUCGUAACGCAAAAGGUCUCGCCUUUUUGGGGCAAAGAUGAAUUCGAUUUUCUCACGCAGAGUCGUCGUCGACUCAUCCUCGCGUCUCACCAAAUUGCUCUCCAACCCAACAGCUCAUUCUCACUCCUUCACUUCCCUAUAUCGACCGAGCCAGACCCGCCAUUUCCGGACUCACUAUCUUCCUUCGACCCCGUCUCCUCCUCCUCCCGCGAGCCGCUUCGACCCUUCUCUCCUAUGGCGAUCGGAGAAAAUUCGUGGGUUUUUCGCGAGCGCUUUAACGAACAAAUCUGUCAAAUUGGGGAAUCUCGUGGAAUCGAAAGUCGCGUUCUUGCGUUCUCAGUUUCCCAGAAAGGGGUUCGAGUUCGGAGGCUAUUCUGGGAGGCGUGGAUGGAAGAAUUGGCUUCAAGGAUUAUCAUCUAAUGACGUUGUUCUUGGAUUACUAUUAGCUAACACUGGUGUCUUUCUCAUGUGGCGUGUUUUUGACCAACGUUUCAUGAUGAAUAAUUUCAUGAUAUCGUUGGACAAUUUCACCAGUGGACGUCUGCACACUCUGAUAACUUCGGCAUUCAGUCAUAUUGACAUUGGACAUAUCGUCUCAAACAUGAUUGGUCUCUACUUCUUUGGAACCAGUAUCGCGAGAAACUUUGGCCCUCAGUUCCUUCUGAAGCUGUACCUUGCUGGAGCGCUUGGUGGAUCUGUGUUCUACUUGAUUCACCAUGCUUAUCUAGCUGCGUCUUCUCCCAAGGGCCAUGGAGCUUUCGUGAGGGAUCCAUCCAGAACCCCGGGACUGGGUGCGAGUGGAGCUGUGAAUGCCAUCAUACUGCUCGAUAUCUUCCUCAACCCAACAGCUACUCUUUACUUUGAAUUUUUCAUUCCAGUUCCUGCGAUGCUGCUUGGAAUCUUCCUCAUUGGUAAAGACAUUUUAAGGAUAACAGAGGGGGACAGUAACAUCUCAGGUUCUGCUCAUUUGGGAGGAGCAGCAGUUGCAGCCAUUGCUUGGGCUCGGAUUAGGAGAGGCCGGUUCCGUUUCUGAGCCUCUUGACCUGACACUGCUUGGCUCUGGUCAUCUUAAGAGAAUCUUCAAAUGAUUUAGCAACUUUGAGACAAUAUUGUGGCGCUCAUGAUUUUAUUAGGUUCAACCAUUUCUACCUAUCCAAACAUUAAACAACAUGGUCUGUCUUUUGUGUUGAUGAAUCUUAACCUAUAGACUGAUCCACUUUGGAAGAUCAACUCUUAAUUAAAUUUGUUUGUUUAUUUA
This is a messenger RNA of Brassica napus (rape), 2689 nucleotides long. Its product is annotated as RHOMBOID-like protein 12, mitochondrial. The transcript has 10 exons. The record is from RefSeq and is a predicted model, not a curated record. The coding region runs from base 1469 to 2464 and encodes 331 amino acids. Gene Ontology annotation, molecular function: serine-type endopeptidase activity. Gene Ontology annotation, cellular component: membrane. NCBI's taxonomy places the organism in Eukaryota, Viridiplantae, Streptophyta, Magnoliopsida, Brassicales, Brassicaceae.